Nelumbo nucifera (sacred lotus) is the source of this 3195-nucleotide messenger RNA. RefSeq names its product transcription factor bHLH143. The record is from RefSeq and is a predicted model, not a curated record. NCBI's taxonomy places the organism in Eukaryota, Viridiplantae, Streptophyta, Magnoliopsida, Proteales, Nelumbonaceae. Gene Ontology annotation, molecular function: protein dimerization activity.
AAUCUCGAGGAAAAAUAUUUUUAUUAUUAAUAUUUAAUAUUUUCACGACGAAGAAAGCUUGCUUGAUGCUUCCCCUGCUCUCUUAUAAAAUCGUCAGAUCCCUUUUCCCUCUCUCUACUUUGACUGUGGCUUUGCGUGUAGCAUCUUCUGCCGGGUUUCAUCCCUUCUUUCGUCUCUCCUCCCUCCUGCAUCCUGCUUCCUCGAGUAUCGCUUUCUGAUCUCAGAGUCGUUCCUCUUCUUUUGGGUUAAACAAGGAAAACAUAGCCCUUUGCUUUCAUAGUUCACUCGGAAAACGGUUUUCUUCCACUGGAAGUUCAGAAAGUGGUACUAGGACGAAGAGGAGAGACUGUCGUGGCUACUUCUGUUUAUCAGAGUGGGAGAGCAGCAUGCGGUGGUUGAGUCUGUCCAUCGAUGUUUUCCGAAAAGUUGUCUCAUUGAAUCUGUAUUGUAGAGUUAUUCUGUAAUCGCACGUCUAACUGAAGCCCAAUUUUACUUUCUUUGCCUUCCUUUUGCUCUGUCCAUGGGAUCCAACCUCUUUGUUGUUCUUCCUUGCUACGUUCGUAAGAUCAGCUAAGCAAGUUUGCUGGAAGAAAUCCAAAUCGAACCUUUUGCAUAAGCUUUUAUGCCAACUUAACCUUCUUUUCUUCUAAGUUUUGUCUGAUAAUCUGGUUUUCCAUCUCGUUUUGUUUCUCUAUCUGUUGCUUUGUUUCUCUGGGGUCUUCUCUAUCUAAUAUUGGGGUAGAUUGAGGGUUUCUUAAGGGUCGAGAGAAGUUAUGGUGUGCCAAGCAGCAAGCCAAACACGAUUCCGAGCGUUGAAACAUGAGAAUGGAAUUGCAGGGAACGCGACCAUUAUCGUUAGAGUCAUAGCGUGCUUUCAACCUUUGCAAGAUUGCCAGGCCGAGUACUUCCGUCAUUUGCUUAAACCCGUCACGUAGAUUGGCUGAACGUUUGCUUUCUUUAGAGUUAAUUUUGAGUUUGGUAGUUAUUUUCUUUGAUCCUGAAAGACGCAAUUAAUCAAAGUUGCUGAUACCAAAGUCAUCUGUCUUGUGGUGAUUGCUUGUUUGAUGGGAAAGGAUUCUGGUUCUUGGUUUGAUCAGCAGCCUUCUGCUUGGCAAUCACCUAACUUGAAUUGCUCAGGCAUUCCACUGGAUCCUGGGCGACAGGACCCUUUCUCUGCUUAUGCAAAUCCUUACACAUACAUUGUCUCUACAAAUGGAACUUUGCCAGGGCUUGGAGUUUCUGAAUUACCUCAUUUAAAGACGGCCCAGCCAAUUGUCCGUCAUGGGUGGUUUUAUUGUUUACCACGCUAUCGCCAGUCCUUGGCUCUAAGCCCUAAUUAUGUUCCUAAAGAGAAGAUUUCUUCUUAUCCUAAUGAUGGAUGCGGUGGCGAGGCUGCACCCAAUGGCACAACUGGGUCUGUUCAGAAGAGGUUCCUUGUUUUCGAUCAGUCUCCCAAUCAAACAAGCUUGAUUUUUAGUUCCGUGGUUGGCCCUUCUGUUGACCGCCCAAAUUCUAUGAAUCCCAAACCUUUUGAUGGUCAUAAUAUACAUGGAUUAACAACGGAAAGAGAUCUAAUUUGUUAUGCUGAUCCUAUCGUCUCCAAUGGAUUGGAAUUGGAUGACAAUCACGAGAGUCGCGACAGAAGUGAGAUGCAUGAAGAUACAGAGGAACUUGAUGCAUUGUUGAAUUCAGAUGAUGAGUGUGAAGAUGAUGAUGAAGAGACGAGCACAGGCCAUUCCCCAAGUGACAUGACAGUGUAUGAGAAGCCAGGCCAAACGGAAGAAAUGAUAGAGGAAGUUGCUAGUUCUGGUGGCCCAGCCAAACGGAGGAAGCUACUUGAAGGAGAGUAUGAUGUUGCAUCAUUCAUAGACACUGCUAGUUCUGCAAAACCCAUUGGAUCAUUGGAGUAUGAAGAUGAUGCAGAAUCAAGCUGUGUGAAAGGCACAACCGGUGAUAGCCAUACUAUGGUGGGGAACAAGCGGUUGAGGAGGGAGAAGAUAAGGGAGACAGUUAGCCUUCUGCAGAGCAUAAUUCCAGGUGGGAAGGGCAAGGAUGCGAUGUUGGUCAUUGAUGAAGCAAUCCGAUACUUGAGAUCCCUGAAACUCAAAGCUCAAUCUUUGGGGACUAAUAUUUUCAAGUAGAAAACUUACUGGUGGCGGAUUGCUGUAGAUGAUGGGAGUGGACGGGAUGCACAAGGUUGUGGAUGGAAGAUUGCUGUAGAUGAUGGGAGAGGGCGGGAUGUAGGAAUUCUCUUGAUAGGUGGUGGUUUAGGAAUUCACAACAUGAAGAGUGGAGAGAGAUGGGCUUCAGUAAUUUCCAUCUUGGAAUUGUAAGCCUAUUUCCCACUAUCUUCAUUAGCUCAUUAUCAGUAGAAAGAUGAUGGGCCAAUAAAAGGGGGAUUUGAUUCAGGUGAGUAAGAAAAAGGAAAAAAACAGGGUUUUGUUGUUGACCGAAAAAGUGAUUAUUUUUAUGUGUAUGUUUGCAUGUUUUCAGGGGGGGAGUAGUGGUGGUGUUGGGGCGGAGCGGGUGAAGGAAUGUUGUCGGCGAUGCAGGAGAAGGUGUAGGGUGGAGGCGUAGGCCGUAGGGAUUGGGGGUGGCCCGUGGCCGGUGGGGAACCUGGCAUCAGAUACGAAUGCAUGCGCGUAGUUGGUGGGCGGGGACUGGAUCCCAUUUCGCUAGUGUCACUCUAUUUUUUUGUUGUUCCGGUUGUCUCGAUCACGUUGAAUUGUUGGGAAGAAAGAUUAGAUGAGAUAUCCUUUUGUCGAAAACUACGUUGGUGUAAAAAAAGAAGAGCAAUAAAGCAGAAAAGAAGAGCCUUUUUCCGUGGGUGUGAAGACACGCGCGCGCGCGAGAGAGAGAGAGUAUGGAGUCUCAAAUUGUAUCAUGAGAAUGGGCGCGGGACCCACCACCGACCUGUAAAUGGUGUCGUCCAUUGAUGAGCACAUCUGUAUCAAUGGAUAUUAGGUUGAUUCACGUGUGGACCAUGAAGUGAAAGCUUCACUUGUAGCAACUGUAGUCUGUUACUUCACAUCGCAUUUUUCAAAAGCUCUUUUGCUUUGAUCUAAUGGGAUAGGAGUAGGACAUAGGAGGCAGGGGCUGGUUUGAAUUAUUAUUAUUAUUCCAAAAUCCCAAAGUGUUGCUAAAAAUGUUGGUUCUGUAAGGAAUAAUAAUAAGCAUGUCAUAUUUGUGGACGGA